Messenger RNA from Polypterus senegalus (gray bichir), 4069 nucleotides. RefSeq lists its product as uncharacterized. NCBI's taxonomy places the organism in Eukaryota, Metazoa, Chordata, Cladistia, Polypteriformes, Polypteridae. The annotation marks the transcript as partial. The record is from RefSeq and is a predicted model, not a curated record. The transcript is spliced from 11 exons.
GUCUCGAAGCGGCUCUUCGAGUUCCAGUGCUUCGAAAGCUCGAUACGGUGUCGAAACUUUGGUAUUGAGCGGCCCAUCACUACUACAUUGUUCUCGGUUAGACGAGCGUGUGUGCAAGGUCAAAAUGCAGAGGAGGCCAACAGUAUUUGUUCCUGGGCUUGUGAAAGUAACUUUUUGUAAAGGACCAUUAGGCUUUUUGCACCAAGACCCAUCUAAUGAAGCAAAAAUACUAAAUGACAACCCAAGGUUGAGGGACAAGUCUGCCCCACUGAAGCAAGAGACUGUCAGAAGAACUGCCAUCAGGAUUGUCUUGGAAAGGGGGGGUAAUACCACUGACAAAGUGGAGGUACUUGGGGAGUAUGUUCUCCAGUUUGGAAAGUAUAAAGGCAAGUCUUUUAGGUGGCUUCUUGAAAAUGAUGUAGGAUAUGCAGUCUACAUCAUUCAAAAUAUUCAGAAGGAAAGAGACACGGGAGUCUUCUUUGAAGGUGGAAACAGCAAGGACAGUCUUCUGUCAUUUGAGGAAUAUGCACUCUGCUUUCAGGAGAUAAAGUCUCUUCUGGAUUAUGAAGCAGAGAGACCAACUCUUCCAGCAUCUUCAGAAGAUGAAAACCUUGUUGGUUUUGGUGUGAGAGGAAUGGAUGAUGAUGAAGAAUUGGAGAAGGCAAUGCUGAACAAGCCACCUUCAUUAUUCCAGACCCAAUAUGCAGCUGAACCACAACUCCUGGGGCUACCAACAUCAGUAGAAACAGGUUUUUCAACAUAAAUUCAGAUCUGACGACCAAAAGAUGAAUUUAUCCGUUCAAAAGUUUAUUAUUUUGGUCAUGUUCUGACCAUGUUCAACUAAUAAAGUUCUUUUGUUCAUGUUCCACUAACAAUAUCAAAAGAACAAAAUCAUUAAUUUCAAAUUAUGAGGAAGGUAAGUGUUAUUUUAUUGUUUUGCAUGUUCAAGUGUUGUGCUUUAUCUGCUCAAGUAAGCUGUGGACAUCCACAAGAUGUGUUUCAAUGCAGGUGAUUCUACUCCAUGUGUGACUGUGUCUAAACCACCUGAUGAAGUACCUAGCUCUGUGCAAUCAGUACUGUUAGAUGAUCCAGUUGUAAAGCAACCAGUCCCCAUUCCUCCAGAGCUGCUCUGUCUUGUUCAGGAGCCAGCUGCAACUCAACUUGAAGUGUUUUCAACAUCAAGGACAAUACAUUCUACAACUGCCACUAUGUCUAGGGCUCCAUUAAGGCACAAGUCCAAAACAACUGUAUCUUCAGUGUCCCAACAGCCUUCACCUCUUCUGCAAACAACAGGACAAGCUGCAUCACAACAGGCGAUACCCAGGGCUCAAAGUGCUUCUGACCCUCUACUGUAUCCUGGGUACGUUCAUGAUAUUAGCCAGUGGAACUGCUCCCAGCAACAGAAGGCCUGGAUGAAAACAGAUCUGGAAUCAAUGGGGCUGUUGCCCGGCUCCCUCCCUGUUCACCACCCAAUGAAGAUGGUGUCUUUGUGGCGUUUCCCACCUCAGCCUGAGUUGAUAGACUGCACUUCUAAGCUCCCAUCGCCCAAGUACUUUCAGCUUCACCCCUUCUUCAUCUGGAAGCCUGAAAAUGACAACUUAAUGGGCAGGCUGAGAAACAACUAUGUUCUGCCAUGUCUUAAGGGUUGUUCACAACCACAUAUUGUAUCAGCAGGUGUGGGUAGGCCUCGUGGGGUUGUUGGCAUCAAUGGACAAUACUACCUGUUUGCAUCAAGACUCUCUUGCAGGGCAUGUAAAAAACGCUGGUAUGCUGACAAUCCACAGUGGUUAGAAAAACUUCCACAGAGAUUCACUAACAUUUUGCCUGCCAUCGUAACAUACAAGAAGGCCAUCUGCAAAACUGUGAUGGAUGAACUAAGGAGAACGGGAAAGUCCCCUAAUGAUAUGGCUAACCAGAUAAUGGAAAUGAUGCACCUUAAGUACGAGCGGGCUCACCUGGCCUACCUCCUUAGCUGUCAGAAUAUCAUGGAUGCUGAGAAAGGCCUGUAUGGUCAGAGAACCAUCAGCGAAUUUCUCAGAGGGAACAACAAACCAGCUCCUUUUGGUGAAUAUGAGGACUCUGAUGGUUGGUGUGGAGUAUCAGUCUCUUCCUAUUACCUAACAGACUGCCUUUUAUAUGAAUACAAAAGGCAAGAGCCUGCCAUAAAAAAGCUCCUCCAAGGCACCUUUGGCCAAGCCUUGCGCUCAGACCACAGCAGGAAAGUCGCCAAAAAGGUCUCAUUCACAUCCGGAAUCAUGUCCUCUUACACAGUGAUGAACGAGAACUGGAUGAUCCUCUCCUGGAUAAUGCUACAGUCUGAGACAGAUAAGUCUUUGGAGCCCAUGUACCAGGGUUUGGCUAACCGGUACAGAAUUGCUGUGGUUGACAAGGCUGACUUCCAGUGGGUGGACAGGGACUGCUGUUCAGCCUUCAGGGUUGCGGAAUCUCUGCAAGUGGAGCAUCUUGACUGGAAUGCCUGGAAAACAACUGAUUCUAUUGUAGCCCAAGCCAUACAUGGCUAUCUACUGAACAGAUGUGCAUCAAGAACAAUGUACAACAGAAACAUUACCAUUAAACUGGAUCUGUUCUACUGUAUGCGACGAAUUCUUCGAGAGUGUGUCUCUGAGCGUCAUGCCCUUUACAGCUCUUUUUGCCAGUUCCUCUCUGCUGCAUUUUCUGUUGUGGAUCAGGAAGACCUGCAGCGACUCAAGGAUGCCUACGUGUUCUGUGGAAUUCAUCCAGCAAAUCCCACCAAGCAACAUAUCCGUGAGCAUUGUAGGACAAAGAUACCACAGCCAGAUGAGCUGGUGAAGAGGGUUGAGGAAGUGUUUCAGCAUUUUUACCUAGCAAAGGAUCCAAAUGACGUAUACCUGUUCAAGCCAUCCAUGCUAAAGUCUUGGCGAAUUCAGCGAGUGCAUAUCCUUCGGGGCUGCCUCAGUGAUCCCGAGCUUCCAGAUGGCAUACUGUACAGGUAUGGUGGGACUGUGCAGUUGAACCAUGUUCAGGGUGAGGGGGCCAAAGUUCCUGUCUGGAUCCCCAUCAGAGGAACAUCUCAGCAGGAGGGCUACCAUUUCCACCAGUCCCACUGGGUCACUGGAACACAAGUAUCCACCGAGUUAUUCCAAGCUCAAGGAAUGACAGGUGUUGCUCGGUGGAAUUACCAGCGCUUGGUGGACCUGCAGCAGCCCGGUGUUCUCCUACCAGGUGUUUUUGACCCAACACUAAUUUCAGAGCUGAAUGCAGCCUCCAAACGAGUAACUGGGGAAGAAAAAUAUCCUGCCCUUCAUCUUUCUGACAAUGACACAGGAGAGAGAUUUGGUCUCGAAUAUAUAGAGCCAGGAUAUCGGCCUGUUGUUCUUGAUUGGGAAAAACACAAGAAGAAAACGGAAUCCUCUGUCCUCUCUGAGACAGCCAAUGAGGGCAGCUCUACCACUGUCCAGGCACUUCCUUCACCACCAGCUUCCACCGGGCCAUCUGUCCUGUUCCAGUUUCCUCCAGUUGCUGACAUAAAAGCAGAAGUGUCACUAUGCAGAGAUGCUGAUACUCUUUCUGAAACAAAACCACCCAGCACACCAUCUCUGCCUUUGCUGUCAUCACCAGCAAGUGCUCGCACUGGACCAGUGAAAACUGGUGGAAGGGUGUUUGUCCUUGACCACAGACGCUGGACAUCCCAGAUGAAGGAAGCCAUUGACAACCUUAUCAAUAAGUAUCAUGGCCAGAAAGACCUGCUAAAACUAGUGGACCACGAUUAUGCUGCCAUGGUGCAGAAGUCUUGUAGAGACCCAAACACUAUGCUCCAUCCAACAACAAGGGUCCAUAUUGACAGAUACAUGAAGUAUCUGGCCAAAAUGAAGAACGUUCGCUCUUCUUUGAACACGAGCCAGGAGAAAUUAAUAGAGACACAAAGAUUGUGGCACAGUUUGACUGAGGGUAGUCAUACUGCCCAUGUGCCAGUUGUGACUAUGUCCCCUGUCAUUGUUCACCCCCCUUCACCUUCUCCUGCCGUUCCACUGUCACAGGAUUCAAUUGAGAGAAUUGUGCAUGAAAUCCUAGAGAAACAACAACAACA